CGAAACCGAAGGUGAAGGCCUCAACCGCGGGGGGAAAGGGCAUCAAAGCUAAAGCAGGGAAGUCUUCCUCUCCGAGCAUCAGAGCUAAAGCGGGGAAGACGGUAAAGAAAACCGCUGUUGCACCCAAAACAGAGACUGGUACUGGAACAUCCCUGGCGAAAAAAGCAAAUGAGAAAGUCGCGUCGUCGGCAACUAGUACAUCUUCGGAAAAAACAAACAUUGGUAAGCCGUCGAUGAAGAUGACCAGCACGAUGAAAGGAACUAAGGCAACGCUUCUUGCAAAGGUGAAUAAAGUGAAAGCAUCGUCAUUCUCUACUGCUAAUGCAAAGUCAAUUGCAGUUUCCAAAAGCAACAGAGAGAAGGACACGAAAAAACAAAACGCCGUCAUGAACAAGAUCAAGCCAGAAGUUAUGAAGAAGCAAGGUGUAGCAGAGUCGAAAUCCAAAAUAAGCAAAAAUUCUGCGUCCUCUUCUCAAGCUUCUACCGCGAAGACCAAGAACAACAACAAGCCGCAGCAGAGGGUCAGUGUCCCGAUGAAAAAGAAGGGCAAGAUGAUUUCAAUUUCAGCUGAGGAACUUCGCGAGAAGCUCUGGACUCUGAAAGUUCUUCGUGCGGACAAAAACUCUCCUGUGGAUAUUAUCGGAUGCAACAUGCUCGCUGAUGAGGGCUCUCCCGACGCUCCUUUCCACCACCUCGUGGCCGCUAUGCUGUCAGCACAAACGAAAGACGUUUAUACAGCCGAUGCCAUGAAAAACCUGAAAGCGUUCGAUGUAAAAAGGGCGGGCUUCGAGUCAUUUCAAGGAAGCCUGUCGGUUGUAUGAUUCGGGGUGAUUGAUUUGAUGACGCCUGUAAUUGAUAAUUCGUUGUCGUUGAUUGUACUUAGAAAGCUCAAUUAAGAAGAAUGUUAAGCAGCCAGGUAAAAAGGACUUCUUCAUUAUCACUUCUACAACUUGGCUGUCUCGGUCUCCCACACCCACCUUCUCGCUCUCCCUCGUCCGUUCAUAUAUUGCGAAGAUUUUGGCUAUGACGGAGGACGAAAUCGAUUACAUGAUCCAUAAGGUGGGUUUUCAUCAGCAAAAGGCGGCCAAUAUCGUGAAAACCGCGCAGGUUUUGCACGAUCGUCACGAUUCCCGAGUGCCCUGCGACAAGGAAGCGCUGCUUGCCCUGCCUGGGGUCGGGCCGAAAAUGACUUACCUCGUUCUCCAAGAGGCAUUUGGCCAAGGUGAUAGCGGCAUUUGCGUGGAUGUCCAUGUUCACAAGCUGUGCCCGAAACUGGGUUGGACCUCUGAAAACCUGAAGGACGCAGAGAAAACGCGUGUAGAACUGGAAGCCCUUCUACCAAAAGAGGAGUGGAAGACGAUCAACCCGCUGUUAGUCGGUUUGGGGCAACUGCUGCAGGCGCGCCCGGAGAUGCUGGUGCGUCAAGCGUUAUGGGCUGACACUGUGGGGAGCGAGGAAGCGUUGGCGGAGGCCGUAAAAGCGUGGCCACCGCCGAAGAAGGGCAUCGACGGUGGAUCGACAUCCACUUCUGCAUCUGAAGAAGUUGCUCUGGAUGGACAGAACGGAGGAGCUUCAAGCACGAAAAAGACCACAAAGAGAAACGCUUUGAAGAAACACGCUCUCAAACAAACUGCUACGGUAGAGGACGAGGCGGCGGCUCUAAGUGGUG
Molecule: messenger RNA, 1669 nt
Organism: Amoebophrya sp. A25
Lineage: Eukaryota; Dinophyceae; Syndiniales; Amoebophryaceae
Source: the annotation of a GenBank genome assembly